Mercurialis annua (annual mercury) is the source of this 1155-nucleotide messenger RNA. RefSeq names its product CBS domain-containing protein CBSX1, chloroplastic-like. The record is from RefSeq and is a predicted model, not a curated record. The transcript is spliced from 8 exons. NCBI's taxonomy places the organism in Eukaryota, Viridiplantae, Streptophyta, Magnoliopsida, Malpighiales, Euphorbiaceae. The coding region runs from base 190 to 879 and encodes 229 amino acids.
CAAAGCAAUUCCCACUAUGUUUUCUACCUUUCCUCCUUUCAUGGAGAAACUAUAGCACCAAUUAAAUACAUUUAAAAUCUUUAAACUUUUAGAUCAAUCUUUUUUUAUUCUUCAUCAAAUUCUUAAAAUUUUAGAUCAAAUCUUUUUUUUUUAUUCUUCAUCUUCUAUACCCUCAAAAAAUAAUAAUUAAUGGCUUUGUUUACAAAUUCUUUAAUAUCAUGCUCUCUAAUUCCGUACUCUUACGUUAAUUCUCAACACUCAUCAUCCUUGCCAGCUCAUCAUCUUCUUCGUUCUUCAACUUCUUUAUCAAAACGAUGUCGUUUGUGCUUCUCCCAACGGUCGUCUCUACCUCGUCAUGUAUCUGUAACUAACAACGGAACGGCGAGAACUGAGACGUAUACUGUCGGUGAUUUCAUGACGAGGAAAAAAGAUUUACAUGUGGUGAAAACUACUACAACUGUUGAUGAAGCUUUAGAGGCUAUGGUGGAGAAGAAAUUAUCUGGUUUUCCUGUAGUUGAUGAAGAUUGGACAUUGGUUGGUGUUGUUUCAGAUUAUGAUCUGUUAGCGCUCAACUCCAUCUCAGGUGGAAAACAAAGUGGCAACAACUUAUUUCCGAAUGCUGAUAGUUCUUGGAAAACAUUCAAUGAGAUGCAGAAAUUAUUAACCAAAAACAAUGGCAAAAUUGUGGGUGAUUUGAUGACAUCUACUCCGCUUGUUAUUAGUGAAACCACCAACCUAGAGGAUGCUGCCAGGUUGUUGCUUGACACAAAAUAUCAUAGACUCCCUGUGGUAGAUGCUGAAGGCAAGCUGGUUGGAAUGAUUGCGCGAGAAAACGUUGUUCGAGCCGCCUUACAGAUAAAACGCGCCGGUGAAAAUUAAAAGGUGAAGAUGGAGGUUUCUGCAGUUCAAGCUUAAGGAGAAGUGAAGUGAUUAGUCAAAUAUUCUGGUUUAAGAUUCGGUUGUGUGUCAUUCUUUCUACUAUUGUUUACUUAAAUUUUAGUUCUAUAGAUAUAUAGGUUUGUUACAUUUAGGUUUGUUACAUUUGGACAAGAUUAUGUAGGAUCAGAUUUCUUGGCAGUAGUUUAGUGCCAAGUUUUUGUAUAGAUAUUUAUAUGAAUAUAUUGAACUGUCAAUUCUUCUUUGACCAAACGUUAA